Molecule: messenger RNA, 1548 nt
Organism: Penicilliopsis zonata CBS 506.65
Lineage: Eukaryota; Fungi; Ascomycota; Eurotiomycetes; Eurotiales; Aspergillaceae
Exons: 8
Coding region: 42-1442 (466 amino acids)
Biological process (GO): protein transport; vesicle-mediated transport; small GTPase-mediated signal transduction
Cellular component (GO): cytoplasm
Molecular function (GO): Rab GDP-dissociation inhibitor activity
Source: RefSeq, a predicted model, not a curated record
AUUUUUUCUUGGACACAGAAAUCUUUACCUGAUACCCAAUUAUGGAUGAGAUCGCCCCCGAAUACGACGUUGUCGUCCUCGGCACUGGUUUGACGGAAUGCGUGCUUUCAGGUGUUCUGAGUGUCAAGGGAAACAAGGUCCUCCACAUCGAUCGUAAUGAUCACUAUGGUGGUGAGGCCGCCUCUGUGAACAUUGAGACUCUGUUCAAGAAGUAUCGCACCCUCAGCCCCGGGGAGGAGCCUUGGAAGAAAUACGGACGGCCAAAUGACUGGAACAUCGAUCUUGUCCCGAAGCUUUUGAUGGCAAACGGCGAGCUCACCAACAUCCUGGUUUCUACCGACGUAACAAGAUAUCUGGAGUUCAAGCAGAUCGCGGGCAGCUAUGUGCAGCAAGGCAGCGGGGCUAAGGCUACCGUGGCCAAGGUGCCCUCGGAUGCUGGCGAGGCUCUCCGUUCCUCUUUGAUGGGGCUGUUUGAGAAAAGACGCGCAAAGAAGUUCCUGGAGUGGGUUGGUGACUUCAAGGAAGAUGAUCCGUCGACCCACCAAGGUCUGCCGGUUGCCGCAUGCACUGUCAAGGAGAUUUACGACAAGUUCGGCCUCGAACCUAACACUCGUGACUUUGUCGGACACUCGAUGGCUUUGUACCAGUCGGAUGAAUAUACCACUACACCCGGCAUGGCGAUCGAGACCAUCGAACGGAUUCGCCUGUAUGUGAACUCCAUGGCGCGCUACGGAAAGUCACCCUAUAUCUACCCUCUCUACGGUCUUGGGGAGCUUCCUCAGGGCUUUGCUCGUUUGUCCGCCAUCUAUGGCGGUACCUACAUGCUCAACACCAACGUUGACGAGGUCCUCUACGAAGAUGGGAAGGUCUCCGGAAUUAAGGCAACGAUGAAGGACCGGGAGAAUGGCGAGGCCAUGAGCUUCCAGACGAAGACAAAGAAGAUUCUCGCCGACCCGUCAUACUUCCCCGACAAGGCCAAGGUGACCGGUUACCUCCUGAAGGCCAUCUGCAUUCUGAAGCACCCUAUCGACAAGACCGAUGGCAGUGACUCGCUGCAGCUGAUCAUCCCUCAGUCCCAGGUGGGCAGAAAGCACGAUAUCUACAUUGCAAUGGUCUCGUCCGCCCACAACGUCUGCCCUAAGGGCUACUACGUUGCCAUCGUCUCGACUAUCGCCGAGACCGACGCCAACCACCACCUGGAGCUUCAGCCUGGCUUCGAACGUCUGGGUGCGAUCGAAGAGAAGUUCAUGGGCCCGCCGAUCCCGCUGUACGAGCCCCUCGAGAGCGGCAAGAAUGACAACAUCUUCAUCUCCAAGAGCUACGACGCCACGUCGCACUUUGAGACAACAACCGACGACGUGCGGGACAUCUACCAACGGGCGACUGGCCAGGAACUAGUUGUUGAUGGUCUUCGGGAGGGCCAUAACCUUGUUGAGGAGUAAACUUGGUCGCUCUACUGAUUCAGAUCGCUGUUCCCAUAAUACUACUAUAGUGGCUUUUUAGAUGAUGAUGAUGCUGCUGACUCUUAUUUUACCUCAGCCAUAUCUC